AUGUCACGCAACUACGGCCCGCCUGGGUCACAGUGUUUCUUAUGUGAGAGGAGCACCGCACCGCGCAUGGGUGGACGCCAACCCAGACAACAACUAUGCAGCUAUGAGCUAUCUGAAACAUAUAUGGCUGAAAAUCCACAUGUACUAGCUUACGCGCGUCAUCUUCAAAGAGGAGAUCAGAUUGACCCAAUUUCUCGGAUUUGUCGCCCAUGCGUUCAACGGGCUAGUCGUUUUUAUACCCGUGAACAGGAUCGUUUGGCUGUUGAACAGGAAGCUGUAGAAUUACUUUUUCAACCACCUCCAGAAGAAUCGGCUGAUGGACCUGCGAGUGAUCCACUAAGAGACGAAAUAGAAGCUAUCCCACAAGAAGUUCCGUUAGAAGCUCCCGAUGACGUUCAGAUGGGAGCCCCAGAAGCAGAUCAACGUGAUGAUGUGGACAAUCUUCAAAGUGCCUCCCCUGAUCUGCAAGUUCCAGUUCCUGGAUAUUCACGAGUGUCCUCUUCUACCACUUAUUGUCUUGUAGCGGGAUGCAAUUUAAGAGACAACUUACACAGAAUAAAACAAACAGUGAGGGCGCAUAUUUUGCGUAAAGAUAGCAUUUACAUUCCAGAACAAGCGAGAGUUUGUGAUGAGCAUUUAAAUGCAGGCUUAAUUUGGCAAGAUUUCCCCGAUCAUACACGGCCCCGACAUGACUUGUUUACACCAGUUCAAUUGGCAAACAUGAUGUUAUUAUUAAAAAAGCCUGUUGAACAUUAA
This is a messenger RNA of Colias croceus (clouded yellow), 756 nucleotides long. RefSeq lists its product as uncharacterized. Bases 1 to 756 code for a protein of 251 amino acids. Lineage: Eukaryota; Metazoa; Arthropoda; Insecta; Lepidoptera; Pieridae. The transcript is spliced from 2 exons. The record is from RefSeq and is a predicted model, not a curated record.